Molecule: messenger RNA, 1839 nt
Organism: Amorphotheca resinae ATCC 22711
Lineage: Eukaryota; Fungi; Ascomycota; Leotiomycetes; Helotiales; Amorphothecaceae
Exons: 3
Coding region: 1-1839 (612 amino acids)
Biological process (GO): carnitine metabolic process
Cellular component (GO): peroxisome; mitochondrion
Molecular function (GO): carnitine O-acetyltransferase activity
Source: RefSeq, a predicted model, not a curated record
AUGGCUCCAGCAAAUGCGCGGAAGAGCAGCAGCUCUGCUCUCCCAGCCGGUUAUAAGGAAGACCUCUCCAAGGGACCAAUGCUUCGAUUCGAAGAGUCUCUGCCCAGACUGCCAGUCCCGACUCUAGAAGAGACUGCAGCCCGAUACCUCAAAUCCGUCCACCCACUAGUCUCGCCAUCCGAAUUCCAAUCAACAACAGAGGCGGUUAAGGAAUUCAUCAAGCCAGGUGGCGUUGGAAGCAAACUUCAAGAGAAAUUGAUAGCUCGCCGGGAGGAUCCUAAGCACCUGAACUGGCUCUACGAAUGGUGGAAUGAUGCAGCGUACCUGACGUAUCGUGAUCCAGUCGUGCCCUAUGUCAGCUAUUUCUACAGCCAUCGCGACGACCGAAGGCGGCGCGAUCCCUCCAAGCGUGCAGCUGCCAUUAGCACUGCGGUUCUGGAAUUCAAGAAACAGGUUGAUGAACGUACAUUGGAGCCAGAAUACAUGAAAAAGCUACCAAUUUCUAUGGAGAGCUAUCAAUGGAUGUUCAACUGUUGUCGAGUGCCUGCAAAACCCAAAGACUAUCCCGCCAAGUACUCUGCCGAGAGCAACAAGCAUAUUCUGGUUAUCCGCAAGAACCAGUUCUUCAAGGUCAUGCAUGAAGUCAAUGGCAAACAAUUGAACACCUCUGAGCUGGAACAGCAAUUCAAACGUGUUUAUGAAAUCGCUCAGAAAGCCCCUGCUGUGGGCAUACUCACCACCGAGAACCGUGACAUCUGGACUGAUGCCCGCGAGAUUCUCCUCAAUGCACACCCCUCGAACGCAAAAGCUCUGGAAGCUAUUGAAUCAGCAUCCUUCGUAGUCUGCUUGGAUGAUGCGGCGCCAGUCACGUUGGAAGAGCGCGCCCACCAAUACUGGCACGGUGACGGCUCCAACCGAUGGUUCGACAAGCCCCUGCAAUUCAUCGUCAACGACAACGGCACUGCCGGUUUCAUGGGUGAGCACAGCAUGAUGGACGGCACGCCAACCCACCGACUCAACGAUUAUGUCAACGAGGUAAUCUUCAACAACAAACUCGACUUCUCGGACCCCAGCGUCCGUUCCAACCUCCCCGAGCCAACACCUAUCAAAUUCCACGUCAACAAGGAAGUGCAGGCUGAGAUCGAGCGCGCAUCCAAAGACUUCACGGAAGUGAUUGGUGCUCACGAGUUGCGCGUUCAAGCCUACCAAGCAUAUGGUAAGGGCUUGAUCAAAAAGUUCAAAUGUUCACCAGAUGCAUACGUGCAGAUGAUCAUCCAACUUGCCUACUUCAAGAUGUAUGGCAAGAACCGCCCAACCUACGAAUCCGCCGCCACGAGACGUUUCCAACAGGGACGAACUGAGACUUGCCGCAGCGUCUCCGAUGAGUCGGUGGCGUUCUGCAAGGCGAUGGCGGAUCCAUCGAUUGAUUCCCAAACCACUAUUGACUUAUUCCACAAAGCCAUCAAGGCCCACGUGGAAUACAUCUCCGCCGCUUCGGACGGCAAAGGUGUCGACAGACAUCUGUUUGGGCUUAAGAAGUUGGUGGGUCCGAACGAGGAGUUGCCAGCUAUUUUCAAAGACCCCGUGUAUGCAUAUUCGAGCACGUGGUUUAUUUCAAGCUCCCAGUUGAGUAGCGAGUAUUUCAAUGGCUAUGGAUGGAGUCAGGUGGUUGACGAUGGAUGGGGAAUUGCUUAUAUGAUUAACGAGAACAGCAUCCAAUUCAAUGUUGUAUCCAAAGGUCUAGGUAGCGAGAGGAUGAGCUUCUAUCUCAACGAAGCAGCAGGGGAUAUCCGAGACCUCUUGCUCCCAACACUCGAGGCACCAAAGGCUAAGCUUUAG